Messenger RNA from Vigna umbellata (rice bean), 1976 nucleotides. RefSeq names its product ACT domain repeat 7 (gene ACR7). The record is from RefSeq and is a predicted model, not a curated record. Lineage: Eukaryota; Viridiplantae; Streptophyta; Magnoliopsida; Fabales; Fabaceae.
UUCUUUGUAAACACGGAGGCAAAUAGAGAGAGAAACAGAGUCACUGUUUGUUGCACACUGGGUUAAGGGAAGGAGAAGAAAAAAAGAAAGACUGGUAAAUUUUCAUUCUGGUUCUGUUUUGUUCUCAUACAGAUACAGGAAUCUUCCUCCUCUCUUUUGAAGAACCGCAAAAGGAAAAUGGAAUGGCCGGCGUGCACGGAUGAAUACGAAAAGCUUGUGAUACGAAUGAGCACUCCCAGGGUUGUUAUUGACAAUUCCGUGUUCUCUUCAGCUACUCUUGUCAAGGUUGACAGUGCUAGAAGGCAUGGUAUUUUAUUGGAUGCUGUACAAGUGCUCAUCGACCUGGACCUUUCUAUAAAGAAAGCCUAUAUUUCUGCUGAUGGCAAAUGGUGUAUGGAUGUUUUUCAUGUCACUGAUCAAUAUGGACACAAGAUAACGGACGAUAAGGUUUUAAAAUAUAUUGAGCAGUCACUUGGGAGCAUUCAGUAUGGAAGAACCGACAGUUCCAAUGGUCUCACUGCGCUGGAAUUGACAGGAACUGACCGAGUUGGUCUUUUAUCGGAGGUGUUUGCCGUACUGGCUGAUCUUCAAUGUGAUGUGGUUGAGGCAAAGGUUUGGACUCACAAUGGCCGUAUUGCUUCCUUAAUCUAUGUAAAAGAUUCUAGUUCUGGGUCUACUAUUGAGGACUCUCAGAAAAUUAAGAAGAUUGAAUUGCGCUUAAGAAAUGUUUUGAAGGGAGACAAUGACAUUAGAAGUGCAAAAAUUUCUGUUUCUAUGGCUGCGAUGCACACUGAAAGAAGGCUACACCAAAUGAUGUUUACAGACCGUGAUUAUGAGAGGACUCCCAUUCUUGAGGUUACUUCUGAUAACCCAGUAGUGACGGUUCAGAAUUGGGCAGGAAGAGGCUAUUCAGUCGUGAAUGUUCAGUGCAAAGAUCGAACCAAGCUUUUAUUCGAUGUUGUAUGCAAUUUGACAGACAUGGAAUACGAUGUUUUUCAUGCAACUAUUAACACAAAUGAUGACAGAGCAUACUUGGAGUUUUAUAUAAGACACAAGGAUGGCACUCCAAUUAGCUCAGAACCAGAGAGACAACGUGUAAUUCAAUGCCUAAAAGCUGCUGUAGAGAGAAGGGCAUCUGAGGGUGUUCGGCUAGAGUUAUGUAAAGAAGACAGGCAGGGGCUUCUGGCAGAAGUAAUGAGAACUUUCCGCGAGAAUGGGCUCAAUGUGACCAGGGCUGAGAUAUCCACUGUAGGGAAUAUGGCUACAAAUGUAUUCUAUGUAACGGACGCCAUUGGAAAUCCAGCUGAGACAAAAAGUAUUGAAUGUGUUAGGCAGAAAAUUGGGUUAAGCUAUUUAGAAGUGAAGGAAUUGCCGUUGGUAAAUCAUCAGGAGAUACAGAGAGAGGAUCAAGCGGUUGGAAUUGGUGGGGCAGUGUUGUUUUCCAUAGGGAGUCUGGUGAAAAGAAAUCUGUUUAGUUUGGGAUUAAUCAAAUCCUGUUCCUGAGCCAGGCUAUUAAAACAGAGGAAUUUAGGGGUGAGGUUUUCUAUGCAAUCUUUUUGUAGCAUAUUAUUCUUUGCUUCAGAUAUGGGUUGUGUGCAGAAAAGUUGGAAGGUAGAAUUUGGUGAUGGCGGUUGUUUUAGUUGGUUGGGUUGGGUUUGGUAGGUGGAAACGGAUAGUUAAAUGUACAGCUGUGGUGGAUGGGGUGCCCACCGUUUUAAAUGCUCCUUUUAAUUACAAUAUAUUUUGGUUAAUGCGGAAAGGUGUUCAGCUCGGUUGGGAAGGUUGUUAAUGUGAGAAAGAAUAUAGAAUUAGAUUCCUGGUGGCAGAGGCACAAGUUUAGGUAGGAGACAGAACAAAUUGGGUUCAUUGUUCCUUUAGCACUAGCCUCAUCUGUACAUAUCCACAUUUCCUCCCAUGUUAUCAGUAUUCAUUUUACUGCUUUACUAUUUUUAAAUUCAACUCUCCCUUCUUUUCCC